GAGUUCGAAGAUGGCGGCGCGCAGGGGUCGGCGGCGCACGUGUGAAACCGGGGAGCCCAUGGAAGCCGAGUCCGGCGACUCAGGGUCCCAGGGGGGGGCCCAAGUCUACCUGCCCGGCAGGGGACCGCCGCUACGCGAAGGAGAGGAGCUGGUCAUGGACGAGGAGGCCUACGUGCUGUACCACCGAGCGCAGACUGGCGCCCCCUGUCUCAGUUUCGACAUAGUCCGGGAUCAUCUGGGAGACAAUCGGACGGAGCUUCCUCUCAGCCUUUACCUGUGUGCUGGGACCCAGGCGGAGAGCGCUCAGAGCAACAGACUGAUGAUGCUCCGAAUGCACAAUCUGCAUGGGACGAAGCCCCCGCCAUCAGAGGGCAGUGACGAAGAGGAGGACGAGGAAGAUGAAGAGGAUGAAGAAGACCGGAAGCCUCAGCUCGAGUUGGCUAUGGUGCCCCACUAUGGUGGCAUCAACCGAGUUCGGGUAUCAUGGCUGGGCGAGGAGCCGGUGGCUGGGGUGUGGUCAGAGAAGGGCCAGGUGGAGGUGUUUGCGCUGCGACGGCUUCUGCAGGUGGUGGAUGACCCCCAGGCCAUGGCAACCUUCCUCCGGGACGAGCAGGCCCGAGUGAAGCCCAUCUUCGCCUUUGCUGGCCACAUGGGCGAGGGCUUUGCACUCGACUGGUCCUCUCGUGUGCCCGGGCGCCUGCUGACUGGUGACUGUCAAAAGAACAUCCAUCUCUGGACGCCUACGGACGGUGGCUCCUGGCACGUGGACCAGCGGCCUUUUGUGGGCCACACACGCUCCGUGGAAGACCUGCAAUGGUCUCCGACUGAGGACACGGUCUUCGCCUCCUGCUCAGCUGACGCCUCCAUUCGCAUCUGGGACAUCCGGGCAGCCCCCAGCAAGGCCUGCAUGCUCACCACCGCCACCGCCCACGAUGGGGACGUCAACGUCAUCAGCUGGAGCCGCCGGGAGCCCUUCCUGCUCAGUGGUGGGGAUGACGGGGCCCUCAAAGUCUGGGACCUGCGGCAGUUCAAGUCUGGCUCCCCCGUGGCCACCUUCAAGCAGCACGUGGCCCCCGUGACCUCCGUCGAGUGGCACCCUCAGGACAGUGGGGUCUUCGCAGCCUCAGGGGCAGACAACCAGAUCACACAGUGGGACCUGGCGGUGGAGCGGGACCCUGAGGCGGGCGACGCGGAGACCGACCCCGCGCUGGCGGACCUCCCCCAGCAGCUGCUGUUCGUGCACCAGGGCGAGACAGACCUGAAGGAGCUGCACUGGCACCCGCAGUGCCCCGGGGUCCUGGUCAGCACCGCCCUGUCGGGCUUCACCGUCUUCCGCACCAUCAGCGUCUGAGGUGCCCCGCGGCGUCUGGGCUGGCCUUGCGCUUGGGAACUGAGGAUGAGGUUGGUUCCCCCGCAGGGGAAUCAUUCAGAUCUGUUGACCAGCCCCACUCCAGAAGAAGGGCUUAGUUCGGCCCAUUGGCCGCUGUGAUGGAUUCUGUUGGACUUCCUGUUCUUUGAAAGGACUUGGUUUGGUCCACUGACCCCUCUUACCAAAGGACAUAGCUUGACCCGUGACUCUCAAACUGCUUGGUUUGGUCCAGUGACUUGCUUUGACCCAGGGCCCUGUAAAACCACUGCCUUGACUCCAGGGACCCCUCCCACCUAAGGACUUGGUUUGGCCCAGUGACGCCCCCACCUGUCACAGGACUCCGCUGGCCUGUUUCCCAGCUGGGCCUGGUUGGCCCGUGUUGCUGUGGUCAUUCUGUCAGCUGUGCCACCUGCCUUGACCCUUUGACCUCUCUGCCCCAGGACCCAGUUUUGGCCGCUGGUCUUCCCCAGGGAACUCAAGUACUUUACAGUGGCUGGGCUAAAUGUGAGUGGCAGGUUCCCCCAGGUGAAUUUGGUUUUGCCCUUUGUCUUCCUGCCAACCGGGCUGGCCAGGACUUGCCAGUGAGGGGCUGCACGGGGCCUUCUCUCUGCAGCAAAGCAGGCGCUGUGUGGGGAGGAAAGUCGGGCUCCUGAGAGGCAAUAAAGGACCAGAAUGAGG
This is a messenger RNA of Equus quagga, 2047 nucleotides long. RefSeq names its product glutamate rich WD repeat containing 1 (gene GRWD1). Lineage: Eukaryota; Metazoa; Chordata; Mammalia; Perissodactyla; Equidae. Gene Ontology annotation, molecular function: protein binding. The transcript is spliced from 7 exons. The coding region runs from base 11 to 1351 and encodes 446 amino acids. The record is from RefSeq and is a predicted model, not a curated record.